Messenger RNA from Yarrowia lipolytica CLIB122, 1527 nucleotides. RefSeq lists its product as uncharacterized. Lineage: Eukaryota; Fungi; Ascomycota; Dipodascomycetes; Dipodascales. Gene Ontology annotation, biological process: cardiolipin acyl-chain remodeling; phosphatidic acid biosynthetic process; lipid homeostasis. The record is from RefSeq and is a predicted model, not a curated record. Gene Ontology annotation, molecular function: lysophosphatidic acid acyltransferase activity; A2-type glycerophospholipase activity. Gene Ontology annotation, cellular component: mitochondrial inner membrane; mitochondrion.
AUGCCGACCGAACAAGUAAACGACACUCCUAUCACCCCCGAACGACGGGAGCUCAAGGUACCUAACAAGGCCAACCCACUGAGCGUGGCAGAGUCGUUCAAGCAGUACUUUUUUGCCGACGGCAUCGAAAAGGCAGAGUUCAAGGUGCUGUCCAUGCUUCCCUUCUUUCCUGAAACAGAUGGAAAGCGAAAAGCCAAGGUCUGCGAAACAGAGAUCAAAAAGAACACUUACAUCAACGACUUCCAUAUCACCAAUACCGAGCAGCCGGCUUACGACUCUUCGUCUUCCCGAACACUUGUCAUGCUGCACGGCUGGGGAACAGGUAUGGGUCUGUGGUUUGAAAACCUCGACGUUAUCAGUAGCUUGCCAGGUUGGAAUGUCCACGUGCUCGACAACCCUGGAAUGGGCCGAUCUACGCGAGAAACGUUCAACAUCAGCCAGCAUAAGGAUGAUCCUGAUGGACGAAAAAUGGUGGCCGAAACAGAAGAGUGGUACCUAUCCAGACUGGAGGCUUGGCGUGAAAAAAAGGGCCUGGAGCGAUUCGUGCUACUGGGACACUCUCUCGGAGGAUACAUUGCUUCUAUUUACGCCAUGAAGUACCCCAACCGCGUCGAGCGACUCAUUCUGGUGUCUCCUGUCGGCGUGGAACACAUUAAUGGUGUUUCUCUAGAUGGAUCUAUUUCCGAUGGCAGUGAUGGAGCCGGGGCCGUGAAUGGAGCUGAAAGACCUUCUAGUGCCGGAUCAUCGUCUACUGCACCCUCAAAUGCAUCCUCUAAACAACCCCUGGGACUCCAUGCUGGAUCUAUGGCUCCUGUUGAGUCUCCUGACACUCCUCAGUCGCCUGGAGCUACCUCGAACGAUUCCAACCUCGGAACUCAACCAACCGGAGAGGACUCUGUCGUGUCUCAAGAAGAGCCUCAUCCUGGAAGAGAGUUUGAAGUCGGUGAGUUUGACGAUAUCCCCGAUGAUAUUUUUUCGUCGCUUAAACCCGUCGUGUCUGAGAACCAGAUUGACGUCCAUCUUGGUGCGGACCUCGAGAAGCGACGAGAACAAAACAAGCUGCUGGCAUAUAUGUGGCAGUCGCAUUACUCCUUCAUUGGGGCUGUUCGUAUUGCUGGACCCAUGGGCCCCAAACUGGUGGCUCGAUGGAGUUACAUUCGGUUCCAGCAGCUGCCAACCGAGCAACGAGACAUUAUGCAUAUAUACGCCUACCGUAUUUUUGCUGGCAAGGCGUCUGGGGAGCGAGGUCUGACACGUCUCAUGGCGCCUUUCUGCAUUGCUCGACUACCCAUCAUUGACCGAAUCACCAAAAUCAAGUGUCCUUCUUUCUGGAUCUACGGCGAAAACGACUGGAUGAACACUUCUGCAGGACAUGAAGCUGCCAAGAGGCUCAACAAGCUUGGACGUCCCGCUUACUACAAGAUUGUGGCUGAGGCCGGUCAUCACAUCUACCUUGAUAACAUCGAUGCCUUCAACAAGAGUGUUGUCAACUAUCUCAAGGAUGCUGAUGAGGAUGGACGUAUAUAG